Molecule: messenger RNA, 1892 nt
Organism: Aplysia californica (California sea hare)
Lineage: Eukaryota; Metazoa; Mollusca; Gastropoda; Aplysiida; Aplysiidae
Product: ras-related protein Rab-32
Biological process (GO): phagosome-lysosome fusion; endosome to lysosome transport
Cellular component (GO): Golgi apparatus; lysosome; trans-Golgi network
Molecular function (GO): GTP binding; GTPase activity
Source: RefSeq, a predicted model, not a curated record
GCUGCUGGAGGAGAGAAGAAGGAGCAUCUGUACAAGAUCUUGGUCAUCGGGGAACUGGGCACAGGGAAGACCAGCAUCAUCAAGAGAUACGUCCAUCAGUUCUUUUCCCAGCACUACAGAGCCACUAUUGGCGUAGACUUUGCCUUAAAGGUGUUGAACUGGGAUGUAGACACGCUCAUCAGGUUGCAGUUAUGGGAUAUUGCAGGGCAAGAGAGGUUCGGCAACAUGACACGUGUGUACUACAAAGAGGCUGUGGGUGCUUUUGUGGUGUUUGACGUGACCCGGGCAUCGACAUUUGAGGCGGUCACCAAGUGGAAGAACGACCUUGACAGCAAAGUCCAACUGGGCGAUGGUACUCCUGUUCCAUGUGUGCUGCUGGCAAACAAGUGUGAUCAAGCAAAAGAAGGUCUGGUGAAUAAUGCAUCACAGAUGGAUGAAUUCUGUAAAGACAAGGGCUUCAUUGGCUGGUACGAGACCUCGGCCAAGGAUAACAUCAACAUUGACGAAGCAGCAAGAUUUCUGGUCACAAAGAUAUUAGAAAAAGACAAAGCGAUCGGAGAAGAAGACAGGGAUCGAGAUCGGGUUGUGCUGGACUCUAAUGACGUCACCAGUAAACCAGAGAAAAAGAUAUCAUGCUGCUGACCGAGGGAUAUUUGAGGGUUUCCUGUUUUUAAAAGGUUGUUUGUCGUCAUGGAUGAGAUAUCGGUAUCCUAGUUGUGUUUUUUUACAAGUAUUGUGCAUGAAUAAUAAUAACUGUUGACCAAAAAGGAUCAUUCCACCGUGUGAUGAGCUUUUUUUAGUACGAAACCACUACACAGAAUAUUUCUUAACAACAUCUAUGGCCUGUAUGAUUGUUCUGUAUGCCCCAAUGUGUUUGCCUCUAUUAUGAAACGGACUUCUUUAUUAAUUGUUUUGCAUAAUGAAUUCAGAGAGAAAGUCGAAAUUUUUAUUGUCUUUUGUACUGAGUAGAUGUUUUUGAACCGUUUGCUUUUCUUUGGUGCUAUGGUUUCUUUUGCAGAAGGUAGGCUACAAACUUUUGUCUCUGAGGGAUUUACUAUUGUUUUCUCUAUCAAACAGAUAUUAGAGAGAAAGCCAAAAAAGAAAUAAAAGGGUUUUUUUUAAUCAGUAAAAAUACUGUUUCUGUCAGUUUGGUGCAUAGAAACAUUCUGAAAUUGACUGUAUCAGCAAAUGUAAUUCUCAGAUAUUUAUGCCUGUUAUUUUGUUUUGUUUUAAGUUGGGUUUUUUUCUAGCCUCAAAACUUACUUGCGCACUGACUCAUCGUGUGUUACUGUUUAUAAUCUGGUAAUAUCUAUAAAUCUUUUCAUGGGGGAGGUUGGCGGGUGCUAUGAUGUGCUUUGCGCCUCUCUCCUAUCAAACAUAUAUUGUCCUCAUCUCUCCAUCUUCUUUUCUUUGUAUGUUACGCUCUAGUAAAAGCUCUAAUCCUUGGCACUUGCAUCCCUUGACUGUGUUGCAAGUGCCAUAAAACUCUUACUAAAACUUAAACUAAAGUUUAUCUUUGUCCGAUGUUGCUCUGCUCUCACAUUCAGAAACCUAAGUCUGUGGAAAUGUCAGUUGAGGACUUGGGGCUAGUGGUCAGACAAGUAGUUUUCCAAGGCAAACAAAGCAUCAGCGCCUUCCCACAGUUGCUGAAAUAAAAACUCUGGGGGUUUCCAAAUGUGAUCUGCUGUAAAAGACCUACUCAAACAAAACAAACAAACAAACGCAGAUAUGAUUGCUGUUCAAAUAAAGACAUCAAGGGGUGUCUUGUAGUCUAAUUUUGUUGUAUUUCUUUAUUUCUUUACAAAUAUUUAACAGGGGAAAAAAUACCCAUGUCAUGAUUCUAAUAUUUGGGCAAUCUUUUUUUCUUAAAUUUUCUCAAAACUUCAAAAAAA